Odocoileus virginianus texanus is the source of this 2446-nucleotide messenger RNA. It is a transcript of the gene ARMC6, whose product is annotated as armadillo repeat containing 6. NCBI's taxonomy places the organism in Eukaryota, Metazoa, Chordata, Mammalia, Artiodactyla, Cervidae. Gene Ontology annotation, biological process: hematopoietic progenitor cell differentiation. Gene Ontology annotation, molecular function: protein binding. The record is from RefSeq and is a predicted model, not a curated record.
CCUGUCGUUUUCUUUUCAUUUAUUCAUUCUCUCACACCUAUAUAUGUACCGAGUGCCUGCUGCAUGCCUGGCCGCAUCCUAGAUAGUGGGGGUAUUUAAUAGAACGAGCCCCAGCUCUCAUGCAGAUUAAAUUUCAUUGGGGAGGAGGCUAGGGCAGUAAAAGCAAAUAAAUACAAGGAACAUUUCACUCCAUGUUGAGAUUAUGUUAAAAUAAUAAGAGAGAGUAGGAGAGCGGGGGCUGCUUUAUGAUGGAUGUCCCUCGGGUAGGCACAGGUGAGAAGGUCUAGGUAAGGCAAAUGUUGGUAAGGAGACUGGAUUUUGUUCAGAGAAGGCUGGGAAGCCACUGCAGGGUUUUAAGUAAGUGAGAUGCUCUUUGCUUUCCAUUCACCCUCUGGCUGCCUCGUGGAGAGGAAGCAGGUGAUGCCACCUGAACCAAGCUUGAGAGCAGCUAUUGGGUGUCCUUGGCCCCACGUGGAGGAGAUAAAGAUGGCCUCCAAGCGUAUCACCCAGGAGACCUUUGACGCAGCUGUUCGCGAGAACAUCCAGGAGUUUGAGAUGGAGCCGGAGGAGGCGGUGAGAGAAGCCGUGGAGCAGUUUGAGUCACAAGGGGUUGAUCUGAGCAACAUUGUAAAGAUGGCCCCAAAAGUCUCCGCGGAUGGACCCCAGGAUCCCAUACAUGACAUCCUGCAGGCCCUGGAUGACCUGCGGGAAUCUGUGGCCCGCUCUCACCCGCAGGAGGCGUCUGCACAGCUUGCCCGCUUUUGCGAGCAGUGCAAGCAGCAGAAGGCCUGCCGCUUUCUGGCAGCCGAGAAGGGGGCCUACUCCAUCCUCCUGGAGACCUGGAAGUUGGCCGCAGCAGGUGACCAGGGCCUCCUCCUCCAGGCCCUCAAUGCCCUGUCUGCCCUGACUGAUGGCCAGCCCGACCUCCUGGACACCCAGGGCCUGCAGCUGCUCGUGGCCACGCUGGCCCACAAUGCCGACUCGGCCCACGUGACCUGCUCCGGGAUCCGCUGCGUGCGCCACGCCUGCCUGAAGCACGAGGAGAACCGGCAGAGCCUGGUGAAGGCCGGCGUGCUGCCCCUGCUGACGGGCGCCAUCACCCGGCACAGCCACUGUGCCGACGUGGUCCGGGAGGCCUGCUGGGCCCUACGUGUCAUGACCUUUGACGAUGACAUCCGUGUGCCCUUCGGCCAUGCCCAUGACCACGCCAAGAUGAUCGUGCAGGAGAAUGGAGGCUUAAAGGUGCUCAUUGAGGCUGCCAAAGUGUUCCCCGACAACCCCAGCAUCCUGAGCGAGCUCUGCAGCACCCUGUCCCGCCUGGCUGUCCGCAACGAGUUCUGCCAGGAGGUCGUCAACCUCGGGGGCCUCAGCGUCCUGGUGGCCCUGCUGGCUGACUGCAGUGACCACCAGGAGCUGGUGAAGCAGGUGCUGAGUGCUCUGAGGGCCAUCGCAGGCAAUGAUGAUGUGAAGGAUGCCAUCGUCCGCGCCGGCGGGACCGAGUCCAUUGUGGCCGCCAUGACCCGGCACCUGGCCAGUCCCCAGGUGUGUGAGCAGAGCUGUGCGGCCCUGUGCGUCCUGGCCCUGCGCAAGCCAGCAAACAGCCGCGUCAUCGUGGAGGCCGGCGGGGCCCAGGCUGCGCUACAGGCCAUGGAGGCCCACCCUCAGGAGGCUGGCGUCCAAAAACAGGCCUGCAUGCUGAUCCGAAACCUGGUGGCCCGCAGCCAAGCCUUCUCACAGCCCAUCCUGGACCUGGGGGCCGAGGCCCUCAUCUCGCGAGCCCGAGCCACCCACCACGACUGUGAGGACAUAGCCAAGGCCGCCCUGCGGGACCUGGGCUGCCAUGUCGAGCUCCGAGAGCUGUGGACUGGCCAGAAGGGUGACCUGGCACCGUGACCGCUGGCCCAUGCGCGCUGUGACUCUGGGUGAGUCAUGUGACUCGGGAACCGCCUGGGGGCAGGCCAGCGCUCCAUGCCCUGCCACUCUGCCCCCAGCUGCCUCCCCCGUCCAGAAGAGGACCUUUCCGACCAGUACCAGGGAGUGGGCAGGGAGUCCUAGUGAGGCGCCUGCACGGCAGAAAGUGGCCCUCGGGUCCCAGCCCCUCUGCACGCUCUUCUGCUCGGCCACCGGCUAAGAGCAUCGGCUUUGUCCGCCCUGUCACCCACCCCCACCCCACCGCCCUUUGCUGGUAGAAGUGCCCCCCCAGCGCUGCUUCCCACUGGCAGUCUGCCUGAAAUCUGGAAACCACACUGGCCGAUCUCAAAGCAGGGCAGGGACCCGGCUUCUGUGCCUGCAAGUCCAUUCUCAUCCCUGCUCCUGCUUCUCUCACCUCUAAGUUGGAGCCCAGGUGCCUUGCUGUGCUGAGCAGAGGACAGGGACCAAGGCUCCUUGGUCUCCAGGUGUCCCAGGCCAGCCAGUGGAGCCUGGUAAUAAAAGACUGUUGGUUGAA